Molecule: messenger RNA, 5454 nt
Organism: Rhinichthys klamathensis goyatoka
Lineage: Eukaryota; Metazoa; Chordata; Actinopteri; Cypriniformes; Leuciscidae
Gene: tnxba
Product: tenascin XBa
Exons: 16
Coding region: 151-5034 (1627 amino acids)
Molecular function (GO): protein binding
Source: RefSeq, a predicted model, not a curated record
GGAGCCUAAUACAACACAGAUCAGGACAGAAGCAGCUCCAAACACAGGGAACAGAUCUGUCAUAUCCCAAGUACUUAAGAUAGUUGAGAAAAAUAAAUAUAAAAACUUUGCAAUUUUGAUUUAGGUUCUAUAUUAUUAGUCCUAAUUUGUAUGAAAGUCAAUGCCAACUUAAUUCAGCAUAAAAUGUUUAUCUCAAUAGUUUUUCUCCUCAUCCUAAGUCCUGUGUCUUCUCUUCAAGGCACACAUAAUAAGAAAAAAAAUGACACUACCAAAUUAAUGGGCCAUACUAUUAGCCAUAAUGUUCCAAAGCUAGUAACUACAUCAACCAUCAAAGCUCAUGCUGCUUCUUCAAAAAGUAGUAGUGCCAAUCAGACUCUUAUGUCCACCCCGAAGCCUGUUGUGGAUGGUCUCCAGAAACCUGUGCCUUCUCUUCAAGACACACUUAGCGAGAAGAAAAAUUCUUCUACUAAAUCAAGAGUGAACACUAUUAAUCUUAAUGUUCAGAAACCAGUAACCACAUUAUCAAACUCCAAAAUGAAAAACCAAACUAAAUCUGCUUCCUCAAAAACUAGCAGCAUCAGUCAGGCUCUCCCAUCCACUACAAAGCCUGCUGUUGAUGGUGUCCAGAAACCUGGGCCUGCUCUCCUAGGGAAACUUAAUGAGAAGAAAAAUUAUACUGCCAAGUCAAGAGCCCACACAAGUGGUCUUAAUGUUCCAAAGCUAGUGACUACAGUAUUGAAGACUAAAAUGAAAAACCAGACUCAUCCUACUUCCUCAUUUACGAGCAGCAACAAUCAGGCUCCUCCAUCCCCUACUAAGAUUGUUGUGGAUGAAAGCUCACUUAGCGAGAAGAAAAAUUCCACUUUUAAGUCAACAGAUCAAACUAUUAAGGUUAAUGUGUCAAAGGCAGUGACUAUAGUAUUAAACACCAAAACGAAAAACCAGACUCAAUCUACUUCCUCAAAAAUUAGCAACGUUGGUCAGCCUCAAGACAUUGCACAGAAACAUGUACCUUCUCUUCAGGAUCCACUUAGUGAGAAGAAAAAUUCUACUGUGAAGUCAACGGCCCAAACUAUUAAAGUUGUGACUCCAUUAUUAAACGCCAAAAUAUCCUCAACUUCUAGUAAAGUGAAUCAGACUCUCCCAUCCUUUAAAAAGCCUGAUGUGGACACCAUCCAGAAACCUUGGCAAAGUGUAAAGUCAACAGUCAACACUAUAAAACCUAAUGUUCAGAAACCAGUGACUACAUUAUUAAAGACCAAAAUGAAAGACCAAACUAAAUCUACUUCCUCAACAACUAGUAGAGUGAAUCAGACUCUCUCAUCCUCUUCCAAGCAUGAUGUGGUCACUGUCCAGAAACCUGUGCAAAGUGUACAAAACCAAAUUAGUGAGAAGAAAAAUGUCACUACUAAGUCAAUCAUCAACACUAUUAAUCUUAAUGCUCAGAAACCAGUAACUACAUUACUAAAGACCAAAAUGAAAAACCAAAUUCAAUCUACUUCUGCAAAAAACAGUAGCAUUGAUCAGACUCUUCCAUCCUCAUCGAUGCCUGCUGUAGAUGUUGUUCAGAAACCUGUGUCUUCUCUUCCAGCUACAUUUGGCGAGAAGAAAAAUACUACUACCAAGUCAGUAAGCCACACUAUCAAUGUUAAUCCUUCAAAGCCAGUAUUCACAAAAAUGAAAAACCAAACUCUUUCUGCUUCCUCAAAACCUAGUAGCAACAAUAAAACUCUUUCAUCCACACCAAAGUCUGCUGUGGAUGUCCAGAAAUCUGGCCCCUCUGUUCAAGGCACACUUAACAAGAAGAAAAAUUCCACUUUGAAGUCUAAGACCCAAACUAUUAGUCAUAAUGUUCCCAAGCUAACUACAUUAUUACAAAAUCAGACUAAUUCUACUUCCUCACAAAUCAAUCAGACUCAGUCAAUGUCCCAAACUAUCAAUGUUAAUUCAUCAAAGCCAAUAACUACAUCAUUAAACACCAAAACAAAAAACCAAACUCAAUCUACUUCUUCAAAAAUUAGCAAUGUCAAUCAGACUGAUGCAUUCACUGCCAAACCUGUAGUGGAUGGUGUCCAGAAUCCUACUAAAGACAAACCUGCAGAGAGUUCACCAGUUAAAGUAGUCAUCACUGAGGGUUGCGUUCAACAGGAGUCUCACAUAGAUGCAGGGAACAUUACCAAAAUACGAGAAACAGAGCUAAGUUUGAAUCCAGGAUCUCCUCUGGUUAUGACACAUCACAUCAACCUGGUACAAGGAGCCUGCACAGGAGGAUGUGAGACGCAGAUGGCCGCACUGAAGGACAGAGUUGAAUUUCUAGAGAAAGAGAUGUCAGUGAUUAAAAAAAUGUGUGUCCAGUGCUCAGGAAAGCAGUGCCCUAAAAACUGUAGUGGCCAGGGCAAUUGUGAAGGCGGAAAGUGUGUAUGUUUCCAGGGCUUUAGUGGCCCUGACUGCAGUGGAAAAACAUGCCCCUCUAACUGCAACAAAAAAGGGAAGUGUGUUAAGGGGAAGUGCAUGUGUCAGACUGGUUAUACAGGCCUAGACUGCAGUAAGGGUGUUGACAAAAAGAUCCCAGUAACUGUUGAAACUGUGACUAUGAAGAUGUCUACUGUCAAGCCAGACACAAAAUCUGUGAAGACAAAGCCAGACAAGACCAUUUUUGUGAAAAAGAUAGAUACAAAGGACCCAAAGAAAGACACCACAGCUAAGCCAACAUUGUCCACAAGUAAAGUCCAGUCCAAUAGCACAAAAAGCGACAAGAUUAUUAAGACUAUUGGCCAAGUUCUGCUAAAGCAUGAAGGUAGAAGACACAAGAAAUCCCAAACGGACAAGAAAAAUAAUCUUAAAGAUGAACCUGUCUAUCAGAAUAUGACUCAACGAUCUGUGAAGAAGGUUGAUGAAACCUCCAAAGUUCUAGAGAACUUGGUUAAAGGCACCAAAGGAUCAUCUAAUGUAACUACAUCCAGGACAAAGGUUACUAUGAGAACUGCAGGUGAUCAAGGGCUGGAAAGCAAGACUAAUGUUACAUUUACUAAAAAAGACAAGAAGCUAUUCCAUGGCAAUGUAACAACAAUUCUCCAAGCAGAGAGGAAUCCUGAUAAGCAUGUAAAUGGGACAAGUAUUGAAUCCAAAACUCAUAUGAAGCAUUUUAACAGAACUAGCAGCACUUUAUCAGUCAUUGGAUCAGUGGAGGUUCAUAAUAUCACUUCUACUGGGUUCAUUUUGUCUUGGGAAACUCCUAAAGAUGCAUUCAAGAACUUCACUGUAACAAGAAGGGAAAUCAGAGCAGGAAAUGAAGAUUUAGAGAAAAUUCAGGAUGGUGCAGCAGCUGAAAAUGUAACAGAUGUCCAAAGGCCCGGUUCAAACAGAACUUCAACUAAAGUCCACAGUAACAAACUUGAAGGAAGGACUGUGAAAAAGUUCUCUCAAGUUAUAGCUGGUACAGCACGGUCGUAUCAUUUCAAAGGCCUUCAACCUCAAAUGCGGUACUCUGUUUCCUUGUUUGGCUCUGGUCUUGGUCUACGAUCCAAAAUUCAUCGUCUUACAUUAUCAACUGGCCCUGAGUCACCCACUGACCUGAUGUUCAGCAAUAUAACAGAGACUUCUGUUUCAGUCUCCUGGGGAAAACCUAAAAGCAUAGUAGCAGAAUUUAAAGUCACGUACACCAACAUUGUGACUGGCGAGAGUGGCUCCAUGUCUGUUGACUCUCAACUGUCCCAUGUUCUCCUGUCUAAGCUCUCUGCUGGCUCCACUUAUGAUGUUACUGUGAGCUCAGUCCUGGAGACACUCAAGAGCGAGCCAAUCACGGCCUCCGUCACUACAGUGCCAGACUCUCCUACUGAACUAAAGGUGGUGAACAUCACAGACACUAAAGCUCUGCUAGUAUGGAAACCGUCCCAAGCUAAAGUGGACAGCUAUAUCCUCAGUUAUGGAACUACAAAAUCUCCUAAUGUGACUAUUACAGUGACAUUAUCUGGCAGUACUGUGGAGCAUCAGCUCAGAGGACUCCAUAGAUCUUCUUUGUACAUGGUGAAAAUCACAAGUCAAGUCAACCGGCUCCAGAGUAGCCCAGUCUCCACAACCUUUACAACAGGAAGUGGAGUGAAGCUUCAGGUAGUGACUCCUGUGGUGACCUUUCACUCAGCUGUGAUUUCAUGGAGGGCUCCCCGUGUAGCUUUCAAAAGUUAUAGGCUCACAUACCAGCUGAACGAGGAAGUCCAGGAGCUCAUUUUAAAUCCAUCUGUGACGCACUAUGAGCUGACUGGACUGGCAGCCUCCUCAAACUAUACUGUGAAAAUAGAGGGAGAAAGAGAUGGACAAUACAUCAGUUUUGUCUCCGCUGAGUUUACCACCGCUAUGCUCCCACACCCAUACCCCAAAGAAUGCUCAGAGGUACAGAUCAACGGGAUGAAGGAGUCAGGAGAGGCUGAGAUCUACCUUGAAGGGAAGGAUGGAGAGCCAGUCUGGGUCUACUGUGACAUGGAGACUGAUGGAGGAGGCUGGACAGUAUUCCAGAGGAGAAGGGAUGGAUCUACUGAUUUCUUCAGGAGCUGGAGAGAUUACAGCAAAGGCUUUGGUCUCCUGAGUGGGGAAUUCUGGCUGGGAAAUGACAUCCUUUACACUCUCACCAGUCUUGCUCCAAUGAGCUUGCGAAUUGACCUGCGUUCAGGAAAUGACUCAGCCUUUGCUCAUUAUGCCAACUUCAACGUUAACUCAGAGGCUAAUCACUAUGCAAUCGAGCUGUCUGGAUACUCUGGUACUGCUGGUGAUUCCAUGAAAUAUCACAACGGCCGUCCGUUCUCCACGAAAGACAAAGACCCAAACACCCUUAGCAUCCAUUGCGCUAAGGCCUACAUGGGAGGCUGGUGGUAUAAAAACUGUUACAAGGCAAACCUUAAUGGUCUCUAUGCCUCCUACUCAGACAACAAGGGUGUGGUAUGGAUAGACUGGAAGGGCAAAGAUGCUUCCCUCCCAUUUACUGAGAUGAAGCUUCGACCCUCCUAUUUCAGUCAAACGAUCCCAACAACCCAGGGUUAAAACUGCAGAGUGAAGAGUGCACAUAGCGCAAAUACACUGUACAAACUUCUACACACUGCUACUUCAGUAUUGUAUAUUUACCAACAUACACACAAAACAAAAACUGUAAAGAAAUCUGAUGGCAGCUUUGCAAAGAACAUAUCACAACCUCCAGCCAUUCACAACAACUUUUGUAAGUUAAUAUAAAGUUUUUCAAAAUGUUAUGUAGACAUGAGCAUGUGUUGAUGUACUUGUGUUAAUGGGGGUCCAUCGUUGAUAUUAACAUUUCCGCUACUGGAAUAACUGCACUGUCUUGCUCUAUUGGUACUUUUUUUUUUUUUUUUUUUUUACAUGACUGAUUUAGAAUUCCUCUCUAUGAAUUUGUUUUACUUUUUAUGUUCAACAUAUGUAGACAAAAUCAAUAAAACAAAGUGCUAACGA